Parnassius mnemosyne (clouded apollo) is the source of this 1314-nucleotide messenger RNA. The record is from the annotation of a GenBank genome assembly. Lineage: Eukaryota; Metazoa; Arthropoda; Insecta; Lepidoptera; Papilionidae.
AUGUCUUUCCUUCAUAAUCAUUCUUGCGAGUGCGUUAAGUCAGAAUUGGAUUUGUUUGCACUACCGUCUACACAAACUAGCAUUGAAAAUGGAUUGUGGAUUCAUUAUAACCCAAUUUCAUCUCUUGGUGAUGAUGGACCUAUCGAGUUUCAAGUUCCUGGGACCGGCGAUGACUACAUAGAUUUGUCUCAUACAUUACUCCACAUAAAGGCAAAAGUAUUAAAUCAAGAUUCAACUAACUUGGUAUCUACUACAAUAGUAGCACCUGUAAAUAAUUGGCUGCAUUCACUUUUUAGUCAAAUUGAUGUUUAUUUAAACCAAAAACUUGUAUCACCACCUAAUAAUACCUAUGCAUAUCGAGCAUACAUGGAAACCCUUUUAAACUAUGCCCCUGCUGCUAAACAAUCUCAUCUUACUUGUAGUCUUUGGUAUGAGGAUACAGCAGGAAAAAUGGAUUCUACAGAUGGUAAAAACAUAGGAUUUGUUAAAAGACAGGAAUUGAUUAGUGAAAGUAAGGAAAUAGAAAUGAUUGGUCAUCUUCACGGUGACAUUUUUAACCAAGAUAAAUUUUUAAUUAAUGGUGUUGAAAUGAGUGUUAAAUUGGUUCGAUCAAGAGAGAGUUUUAAUUUAAUUGUUGGGUCGAACGAUGUAAAGUUUAAAGUUUGCAUUACGGACGCAACUUUUAUUGUGCGACGAGCACGAAUUAAUCCAAGUGUAUUACUCGCACAUCAAAAAGUUUUAGCUUCUACCACUGCUAAAUAUCCUAUUACUCGAGCUGAAGUAAAAGUUUUAACAAUUCCUUCAGGUGUUCAAGGAAAAACUCUUGAUAAUAUAUUUUUAGGACAGGUACCGAAAAGAUGUAUAAUUGGAUUUGUGAACAAUUCUGCAUUUAAUGGUUCCCUUACUAAAAAUCCAUUUAACUUUGAAAACUAUGGUAUUAAUUCUUUCAGCUUAUAUAUUGAUGGUCAACAAAUACCUUCAAAAGCUUUGCAACCAUCUUUUAAUAAUAGCAUAUUUACAUCAGCAUAUCAUACUCUAUUCUCGGGAACUGGUAUUCACUUUCUUAAUGAAGGAAAUGGAAUCUCUUGUGAACAGUAUGGCAAAGGUUACUGUCUAUUAGCAUUUGACUUAACUCCUGAUUUAUCAGCUAACUCAUCAACUCAUUGGAAUCUCAUAAAGCAUGGUAGUGUAAGAAUAGAAGUACGAUUUGAAUCCUCAUUAAUACAAACAAUUAACUGUAUAGUUUAUGCUGAGUUUGAUAAUAUUAUUGAGAUAGAUAAAAACAGAAAUGUUACUGUAGACUAUAGUAGUUAA